AUGGACGCGAACGCGACGAGGGCAAAGCGAGAGGUUCGCGCGUCCACGCUCGUUCGAUGCGCGUGCCUCGGGACGCUGGCGUGCUUGGUAAUCGCCUACGGAUUCGCCACGACGCAAUCGCGGAUCGCGAGCGACGCGUUUCCGAUCAUAAGCGAGACGUUCAUGGGGACGCCGCAGUCGUACGCGAGCGAGUUUCUGUUGGGAUUCGCCGCGUGGACGUUGAUGCUCUCUGUGUGGGCGUUCAAGGGGUAUCUGGACGCGUACGCGACGUGUGAGGAUAAAUGGUUCACGUGGAGUCGGAAGGGAUUGUGGUUCGGCGUCUCUUCGGCGAUCUUGUUGGGUCUGACGGCGGCUAUAAACUACGAGGAGAGUUUCGGUGCGCACGUCACGGCUGCGUUCGGAUUCUUGUUCGCGAUGUGGAUCUGGACCGCGAUGUGUGUGAGACAGCUCGCGGCACAUCCAGGAAGCGUCAGCGCGAAGAGUCUGCGGGGGAAAUACCUGGCGUGCGGGUUUGGAUUUAUGGGUGUCGUCGGUUUCGCCGCUCUGAGCGCCUUGGUGGGAAAAGAGAACGCGUACUCCCUCGUCGGCGCCAGCGAGUGGCUGGGCGUCCUGUCCAUGAUCUUCGCGUGUUGGACCGUGUCGUGGGAUUUCGAUGACAAGGACGUUCGUUUGACUUUGACGCUCGAUUCCGCGUCCGUCGCUUUACCGAGCGUUCCAAACGACGUCUAG
Messenger RNA from Ostreococcus tauri, 729 nucleotides. Its product is annotated as Frag1/DRAM/Sfk1. The record is from RefSeq and is a predicted model, not a curated record. The transcript has 2 exons. Bases 1 to 729 code for a protein of 242 amino acids. NCBI's taxonomy places the organism in Eukaryota, Viridiplantae, Chlorophyta, Mamiellophyceae, Mamiellales, Bathycoccaceae.